Molecule: messenger RNA, 1564 nt
Organism: Ipomoea nil (Japanese morning glory)
Lineage: Eukaryota; Viridiplantae; Streptophyta; Magnoliopsida; Solanales; Convolvulaceae
Product: UDP-glycosyltransferase 74F2-like
Exons: 2
Coding region: 71-1435 (454 amino acids)
Molecular function (GO): UDP-glycosyltransferase activity
Source: RefSeq, a predicted model, not a curated record
CUAUAAAUUGGAGAUUAACAUUAAAGUAUCUAUCUACUAUCUAGUAGUAAGUUAGAGAAAGAGCAAGAAAAUGGAGAGAGAAAAGAGAGCACAUAUUGUAGCUAUUCCUUAUCCAAGCCAAGGCCACAUUAAUCCCAUGCUUCAAUUCUGCAAACGCCUUGUCUCCAAAGGUCUCAAAACCACUCUCGCCAUCACCACCUUCAUUUCCAACUCCAUGAAACCCGUCUCCGACGCCGUCGGGAUCGACAUCAUCUCCGACGGCUGCGACGACGCCGGUUUCCUCCAGGCCGACAGCGUCCCCGACUACCUAAACCGCUUCCAAGUCGCCGGCUCCAAGACCCUCGCCGACCUCAUCGAAAGGUACAAAAACUCCGAUUCUCCGGUCGAUUGCGUUAUAUACGACUCGUUCAUGCCUUGGGCUCUGGACGUGGCCAAGAGCCAUGGCCUCUUCGCCGGCUGCUUUUUCACCCAAGCUUGCGCCGUGAACUACGUGUAUUACUGCGCGCACCAUGGGAUACUGCAGCUGCCGGUGACUUCGCCGCCGGUGAGGAUUCCCGGGCUGCCGGCGCUGGAGCUCCGCGACAUGCCGUCGUUCAUCUACGUCCAUGGAUCUUAUCCGGCGUAUUUUGAGUUGGUGCUUCACCAGUUCUUGAAUGUGGAGAAAGCCGAUUGCGUUUUCGUUAACUCAUUCUACAAGCUGGAGGCUCAGGUAGUGGAUACGAUGUCGAAAAUGAGUCCAGUAAUUCCAAUUGGACCGACAGUCCCAUCGUUAUACUUAGACAACCGAGUCAAAAACGACAGCGAAUAUGGCAUUAACCUCUACCACAUGGACCCAACAAAAAGCAUUGAUUGGCUAAACACAAAACCUGAAGGCUCAGUCAUCUACGUGGCAUUUGGGAGCAUGGCAUCCGUUGACCAAAAACAAAUGGAAGAGCUUGCAUGGGGCUUCAAGAACACCAACACUUACUUCCUAUGGGUAGUUAGGGACUCCGAGCUACCAAAGUUGCCGGAGAAUUUCCUCGGCGACGAUGAUAAGGCCUUGAUCGUGAACUGGAGCCCUCAGCUUAAAGUGCUGGCCAGCAAGGCCGUGGGGUGUUUCUUUACUCACGGCGGGUGGAACUCGACGAUCGAGGCGCUCAGCCUCGGGGUGCCCAUGGUGGCGAUGCCGCAGUGGACCGACCAGACGAUGAAUGCGAAAUUGAUUGUGGAUGUGUGGAAGGUUGGGAAGAGGGUUAGGGUUGGUGAGGAUGGGGUUGUGAGUAGGGGAGAAAUAGAGGGGUGUGUUAGGGAGGUUUUGGAAGGGAAAGAAAUGAAGGAAAAUGCAAUGAAAUGGAGUCAUUUGGCUAAGGAGGCAGUGAGUGAAGGUGGGACUUCUGACAAAGUUAUUGAUGAAUUUGUGUCCACAUUGACUACAUCAUCAUUAUCCCAUGUUUGAUCAUUAUGGUUUUUGUCACACUAUUAGGAUACAAUUAAACUCAUGUAUGUUGUAAACAGGCAUAUAUGCUUUCUAGUUGUGUAACCAAAUGGUAUGAAUAAAAUGUCUUAUUGCCAUAAGUUCAAAACA